Tachysurus vachellii is the source of this 6486-nucleotide messenger RNA. RefSeq lists its product as uncharacterized. NCBI's taxonomy places the organism in Eukaryota, Metazoa, Chordata, Actinopteri, Siluriformes, Bagridae. The record is from RefSeq and is a predicted model, not a curated record. The transcript has 56 exons.
AUGUCACAGAACCCUGAUGUCAGGAAUGAUACCUACAACCAAGUGGCGAGCAUCAUCAACAAUGUCUUAAACACAUUUCUAAAUGAACCUGCUGCCGAACCGUUCGAACCCCAGAGCUCUUUCUUCACGAGUUCAGGAAACCAGGUUAAUGGUGACAUGACAUACCACUUCCAAGAUGGAGACACUAAAACACCAGCAUCUUUCCUGAAUGAGCUUAAAGCACAAAGCACACCUAUAAUUAAAUCAGCAGUCUGACUGUAAAAAAUAAUCACCAUAAUGCUUUAUUUCAUCAGAUCUGGUUCAGCUGUGGUUCAGACCACGAUGGUCUUCAAUUCCUCCUCUCCUGUUCCCAGUGAGAGUUUGGUCCUCAGUGUAAUCCAGACUCUUCUGAGUGCUCGACUCACAAACCGCACUGACUCUGUAAAAGUGCUGAACUUCACCUAUGAGAAAAUUUCAGACACUUGCUAUGCGGUAAAAUUCACAUUCAAUAUCAGUAACAUCAGCAUGUCACAGAACCCUGAUGUCAGGAAUGAUACCUACAACCAAGUGGCGAGCAUCAUCAACAAUGUCUUAAACACAUUUCUAAAUGAACCUGCUGCCGAACCGUUCGAACCCCAGAGCUCUUUCUUCACGAGUUCAGAAAACCAGUCUGGUUCAGCUGUGGUUCAGACCACGAUGGUCUUCAAUUCCUCCUCUCCUGUUCCCAGUGAGAGUUUGGUCCUCAGUGUAAUCCAGACUCUUCUGAGUGCUCGACUCACAAACCGCACUGACUCUGUAAAAGUGCUGAACUUCACCUAUGAGAAAAUUUCAGACACUUGCUAUGCGGUAAAAUUCACAUUCAAUAUCAGUAACAUCAGCAUGUCACAGAACCCUGAUGUCAGGAAUGAUACCUACAACCAAGUGGCGAGCAUCAUCAACAAUGUCUUAAACACAUUUCUAAAUGAACCUGCUGCCGAACCGUUCGAACCCCAGAGCUCUUUCUUCACUGAGAGUUUGGUCCUCAGUGUAAUCCAGACUCUUCUGAGUGCUCGACUCACAAACCGCACUUACUCUGUAAAAGUGCUGAACUUCACCUAUGAGAAAAUUUCAGACACUUGCUAUGCGGUAAAAUUCACAUUCAAUAUCAGUAACAUCAGCAUGUCACAGAACCCUGAUGUCAGGAAUGAUACCUACAACCAAGUGGCGAGCAUCAUCAACAAUGUCUCAGCUGUGGUUCAGACCACGAUGGUCUUCAAUUCCUCCUCUCCUGUUCCCAGUGAGAGUUUGGUCCUCAGUGUAAUCCAGACUCUUCUGAGUGCUCGACUCACAAACCGCACUGACUCUGUAAAAGUGCUGAACUUCACCUAUGAGAAAAUUUCAGACACUUGCUAUGCGGUAAAAUUCACAUUCAAUAUCAGUAACAUCAGCAUGUCACAGAACCCUGAUGUCAGGAAUGAUACCUACAACCAAGUGGCGAGCAUCAUCAACAAUGUCUUAAACACAUUUCUAAAUGAACCUGCUGCCGAACCGUUCGAACCCCAGAGCUCUUUCUUCACGAGUUCAGGAAACCAGGUUAAUGGUGACAUGACAUACCACUUCCAAGAUGGAGACACUAAAACACCAGCAUCUUUCCUGAAUGAGCUUAAAGCACAAAGCACACCUAUCAUUUCAAAGUCUUCUUUACCUACCUUUCUAAGUCACCUGAUUUGUUCCUCAGAAAUUUCAGACACUUGCUAUGCGGUAAAAUUCACAUUCAAUAUCAGUAACAUCAGCAUGUCACAGAACCCUGAUGUCAGGAAUGAUACCUACAACCAAGUGGCGAGCAUCAUCAACAAUGUCUCUGGUUCAGCUGUGGUUCAGACCACGAUGGUCUUCAAUUCCUCCUCUCCUGUUCCCAGUGAGAGUUUGGUCCUCAGUGUAAUCCAGACUCUUCUGAGUGCUCGACUCACAAACCGCACUGACUCUGUAAAAGUGCUGAACUUCACCUAUGAGAAAAUUUCAGACACUUGCUAUGCGGUAAAAUUCACAUUCAAUAUCAGUAACAUCAGCAUGUCACAGAACCCUGAUGUCAGGAAUGAUACCUACAACCAAGUGGCGAGCAUCAUCAACAAUGUCUUAAACACAUUUCUAAAUGAACCUGCUGCCGAACCGUUCGAACCCCAGAGCUCUUUCUUCACUGAGAGUUUGGUCCUCAGUGUAAUCCAGACUCUUCUGAGUGCUCGACUCACAAACCGCACUUACUCUGUAAAAGUGCUGAACUUCACCUAUGAGAAAAUUUCAGACACUUGCUAUGCGGUAAAAUUCACAUUCAAUAUCAGUAACAUCAGCAUGUCACAGAACCCUGAUGUCAGGAAUGAUACCUACAACCAAGUGGCGAGCAUCAUCAACAAUGUCUCAGCUGUGGUUCAGACCACGAUGGUCUUCAAUUCCUCCUCUCCUGUUCCCAGUGAGAGUUUGGUCCUCAGUGUAAUCCAGACUCUUCUGAGUGCUCGACUCACAAACCGCACUGACUCUGUAAAAGUGCUGAACUUCACCUAUGAGAAAAUUUCAGACACUUGCUAUGCGGUAAAAUUCACAUUCAAUAUCAGUAACAUCAGCAUGUCACAGAACCCUGAUGUCAGGAAUGAUACCUACAACCAAGUGGCGAGCAUCAUCAACAAUGUCUUAAACACAUUUCUAAAUGAACCUGCUGCCGAACCGUUCGAACCCCAGAGCUCUUUCUUCACGAGUUCAGGAAACCAGGUUAAUGGUGACAUGACAUACCACUUCCAAGAUGGAGACACUAAAACACCAGCAUCUUUCCUGAAUGAGCUUAAAGCACAAAGCACACCUAUAAUUAAAUCAGCAGUCUGACUGUAAAAAAUAAUCACCAUAAUGCUUUAUUUCAUCAGAUCUGGUUCAGCUGUGGUUCAGACCACGAUGGUCUUCAAUUCCUCCUCUCCUGUUCCCAGUGAGAGUUUGGUCCUCAGUGUAAUCCAGACUCUUCUGAGUGCUCGACUCACAAACCGCACUGACUCUGUAAAAGUGCUGAACUUCACCUAUGAGAAAAUUUCAGACACUUGCUAUGCGGUAAAAUUCACAUUCAAUAUCAGUAACAUCAGCAUGUCACAGAACCCUGAUGUCAGGAAUGAUACCUACAACCAAGUGGCGAGCAUCAUCAACAAUGUCUUAAAUACAUUUCUAAAUGAACCUGCUGCCGAACCGUUCGGACCCCAGAGCUCUCUCUUCACUGAGAGUUUGGUCCUCAGUGUAAUCCAGACUCUUCUGAGUGCUCGACUCACAAACCGCACUUACUCUGUAAAAGUGCUGAACUUCACCUAUGAGAAAAUUUCAGACACUUGCUAUGCGGUAAAAUUCACAUUCAAUAUCAGUAACAUCAGCAUGUCACAGAACCCUGAUGUCAGGAAUGAUACCUACAACCAAGUGGCGAGCAUCAUCAACAAUGUCUCUGGUUCAGCUGUGGUUCAGACCACGAUGGUCUUCAAUUCCUCCUCUCCUGUUCCCAGUGAGAGUUUGGUCCUCAGUGUAAUCCAGACUCUUCUGAGUGCUCGACUCACAAACCGCACUGACUCUGUAAAAGUGCUGAACUUCACCUAUGAGAAAAUUUCAGACACUUGCUAUGCGGUAAAAUUCACAUUCAAUAUCAGUAACAUCAGCAUGUCACAGAACCCUGAUGUCAGGAAUGAUACCUACAACCAAGUGGCGAGCAUCAUCAACAAUGUCUUAAACACAUUUCUAAAUGAACCUGCUGCCGAACCGUUCGAACCCCAGAGCUCUUUCUUCACGAGUUCAGGAAACCAGGUUAAUGGUGACAUGACAUACCACUUCCAAGAUGGAGACACUAAAACACCAGCAUCUUUCCUGAAUGAGCUUAAAGCACAAAGCACACCUAUAAUUAAAUCAGCAGUCUGACUGUAAAAAAUAAUCACCAUAAUGCUUUAUUUCAUCAGAUCUGGUUCAGCUGUGGUUCAGACCACGAUGGUCUUCAAUUCCUCCUCUCCUGUUCCCAGUGAGAGUUUGGUCCUCAGUGUAAUCCAGACUCUUCUGAGUGCUCGACUCACAAACCGCACUGACUCUGUAAAAGUGCUGAACUUCACCUAUGAGAAAAUUUCAGACACUUGCUAUGCGGUAAAAUUCACAUUCAAUAUCAGUAACAUCAGCAUGUCACAGAACCCUGAUGUCAGGAAUGAUACCUACAACCAAGUGGCGAGCAUCAUCAACAAUGUCUUAAAUACAUUUCUAAAUGAACCUGCUGCCGAACCGUUCGGACCCCAGAGCUCUCUCUUCACGAGUUCAGAAAACCAGGUUAAUGGUGACAUGACAUACCACUUCCAAGAUGGAGACACUAAAACAUCAACAUCUUUCCUGAAUGAGCUUAAAGCAUCAGCUGUGGUUCAGACCACGAUGGUCUUCAAUUCCUCCUCUCCUGUUCCCAGUGAGAGUUUGGUCCUCAGUGUAAUCCAGACUCUUCUGAGUGCUCGACUCACAAACCGCACUGACUCUGUAAAAGUGCUGAACUUCACCUAUGAGAAAAUUUCAGACACUUGCUAUGCGGUAAAAUUCACAUUCAAUAUCAGUAACAUCAGCAUGUCACAGAACCCUGAUGUCAGGAAUGAUACCUACAACCAAGUGGCGAGCAUCAUCAACAAUGUCUUAAACACAUUUCUAAAUGAACCUGCUGCCGAACCGUUCGAACCCCAGAGCUCUUUCUUCACGAGUUCAGGAAACCAGGUUAAUGGUGACAUGACAUACCACUUCCAAGAUGGAGACACUAAAACACCAGCAUCUUUCCUGAAUGAGCUUAAAGCACAAAGCACACCUAUAAUUAAAUCAGCAGUCUGACUGUAAAAAAUAAUCACCAUAAUGCUUUAUUUCAUCAGAUCUGGUUCAGCUGUGGUUCAGACCACGAUGGUCUUCAAUUCCUCCUCUCCUGUUCCCAGUGAGAGUUUGGUCCUCAGUGUAAUCCAGACUCUUCUGAGUGCUCGACUCACAAACCGCACUGACUCUGUAAAAGUGCUGAACUUCACCUAUGAGAAAAUUUCAGACACUUGCUAUGCGGUAAAAUUCACAUUCAAUAUCAGUAACAUCAGCAUGUCACAGAACCCUGAUGUCAGGAAUGAUACCUACAACCAAGUGGCGAGCAUCAUCAACAAUGUCUUAAAUACAUUUCUAAAUGAACCUGCUGCCGAACCGUUCGGACCCCAGAGCUCUCUCUUCACGAGUUCAGAAAACCAGGUUAAUGGUGACAUGACAUACCACUUCCAAGAUGGAGACACUAAAACACCAGCAUCUUUCCUGAAUGAGCUUAAAGCACAAAGCCCACCUAUAUCUGGUUCAGCUGUGGUUCAGACCACGAUGUUCUUCAAUUCCUCCUCUCUUGUUCCCAGUGAGAGUUUGGUCCUCAGUGUAAUCCAGAGUCUUCUGAGUGCUCAACUCACAAACCUCACUGACUCUGUAAAAGUGCUGAACCUCACCUAUGAGAAAAUUUCAGACACCUGCUAUGCGGUAAAAUUCACAUUCAAUAUCAGUAACAUCAGCAUGUCACAGAACCCUGAUGUCAGGAAUGAUACCUACAAACAAGUGGAGAGCAUCAUCAACAUUGUUUUAAACACACUUCUAAAUGAAGCUGGUGCAGAACCAUUCAACCCACAGAGUUCUUUCUUCACGAUUUCAGGAACCCAGGUUAUAGGAGACAUGUUGUACAACUUCCAAGUUGGAGACACUAAAACACCAGCAUCUUUCCUGAAUGAUAUUUCACCUGUAUUGGGGAAUGUUCUGAUAUACAUUCGUCUAGUUUUUAAGAAUUUGACCAAAGUACCUAGUGAGGCUGAUGUUCUCAAUGCUGCUAAUGCUCUGCUGGAUGCAAAGAUCAGAAGAGCACGAGAUCUUGUAACACAAAAACUGAGUGAUCCUGUGAGCAUACAGGAUGUCACCUAUCAGAAUAUUGACAACAACUCAUACAUUAUAAGCUUUGGAUUCCAAAUCAGCAAUGUGACAAUCUCCAAGGACAUGCAGCUGAGGAAUGGAACAUAUUCUUUAAUCCAAAACACCAUUAACAGCUUGUUGAACAAUAUUCUGAAUGUCAAAAAUGCUCCUGUAUUUGUCUUCCCUCAAGCAAACUACACAUUUAAUGGUGCAGAAAUUGUGGCUAAUUCAGAAUACGUCUUUGUGGAAGGUGACACCAAGUGGACACCAAGUGGAUUUCUAUAUGCAGUACUCAACAUUAGCGGUCUGUCGACCCUCACUACUCCUGCUGCUCAAACAGACCCCCCUGUACACAUAGUCCUGAGGCCCACAGUCCAAGCACAGAACACCACCACUGUUGGAAAUUCUGCAUGGAUCCUGGGCAUCAUUAUCCCCUGCAGUAUAGUCAUUAUUCUCAUACCCUGCUGGAUUCUACUCUGUUGUCUGCUCUGUGGCUGCUGUGCUGGUUUAAGGAGGCGCUACAACAGAAGACGGUCCUACAACGUCCAAUAUGCAACAAGAAAUGGACUCUUUUAAAAACAA